Rotaria socialis is the source of this 1398-nucleotide messenger RNA. The record is from the annotation of a GenBank genome assembly. NCBI's taxonomy places the organism in Eukaryota, Metazoa, Rotifera, Eurotatoria, Philodinida, Philodinidae.
AUGAGUAUGACCUAUGUCUGUCUAUGCCUAUUGUAUAUUCUAAUCAUCACUGCUCAAAAAGAUGAUUUAUUGCUUAAUGGAUCGAAAUUUCCAUCGUCUAUCUAUGUACCAAUUGAUGAAUCUUAUUUAUUGAAAUGUAAUUCAGAGAAUAUUGUCCAUUGGAAAUUGUAUUUGAAUAAUGGAAGAAUUGAGUUUGUAAAUGAUAAACUAAUUCGUUUAGAAGAAUUUAAUAAAAACCGUGAUGGAUUUUAUCAAUGUUACACAAAUGAUGAAUCAUCACAGCCACGUGGUGUUUUUAUUUUUUCUAAUGGUGCACGCUCGAUCGACCGUACUUGGACAAAAUUAACAGAAUUUCAUGAAAAUCUAGUAACUAGUUGUCGACCUAGUCAUUUUAAUUAUGGCUUUAACGAACAAUUCAUUGAAUUAAUCGAUACUAAACAGACCAUUCGUUAUAAUCGUAGUGCUCUAUUGAUUAAACAUAUUCGAAGUACUACACAUCUUUUUUGUAAAUUAUAUAUGGAUACCACCUGUGUUGGUGUACGUGUACAAACAUUAAUUGGAAAAAAUCUUGAUAGUCCACUUUUAUCAGAUGAAUAUUUAAAAACCAAUGAUUAUAUCUCAAUGAAUACAAAUGAACGUGAUACGCAUCGUAUCGCUUUUGAGGGUGAUUCUGUCUAUUUUCAUUGCCCAUCAAAUGAGUCAUCAUCUAUUCAAUGGAAUUUUCUUUCGGCUAAUUAUUACUCAAUGAUAACGCUUGCAGUCUUGUAUGAUCAAGAUACUAAAAUUCAAUCAGUAACUAGAGCUGACGCCGGACUCUAUACAUGUCAAACAGAGAACACUAUUUAUCAACGAAUCAUUAAGCUUGAAGAUCCUCCUAAACCGCCUGAUAACAUUUACGAGCGUACAUAUAAUGCUAAUUUGUAUUCGAAAUAUCUGAUUUGCUGUAAUUUGGAUGCUAUUCCUUAUCCAACCUAUUCAUGGUCAAUGAUUACUGAAUUUCAAAAUACAUCUUUUGUUUGGUGUUCUAAACGUUGUUGUUGGUUACACAUUAUCUAUAGGAGCUAUCAAAAUGUUAUUUGUACAUCAACUAAUCAAAUUGGAAUGGCGAAAUAUAGCAUCCAUUUAAAUGUGCAAGAGACUGAUUCCCAUUCUACAAUUGUUUAUGAUGAAACAGAAUUUCAUACUGAUACGAAUAAAUCUACAGUUAUUAGAAACACAACAGAAUAUCAAUCAAUUGUAACUAUGGAAGAAAAGACCCACAUCUCCGAAGAGAAAACAACUAUUACAAUAAAUGAUAAAGCUGAAACAGCAACGGCUUUCUUAGACUAUGUAUUGUCUUCGUCCCAUGAUUCUGAUAUAAAUACAACUGACAAAACUCUAAAUAAAGUAAUUCCAUGA